Messenger RNA from Gordionus sp. m RMFG-2023, 2744 nucleotides. Its product is annotated as Na(+)/citrate cotransporter-like. The transcript is spliced from 15 exons. Gene Ontology annotation, biological process: transmembrane transport. Bases 13 to 1974 code for a protein of 653 amino acids. The record is from RefSeq and is a predicted model, not a curated record. Gene Ontology annotation, cellular component: membrane. Lineage: Eukaryota; Metazoa; Nematomorpha; Gordioida; Chordodea; Parachordodidae. Gene Ontology annotation, molecular function: transmembrane transporter activity.
UUAAAUUUUAAAAUGAUUUUUUCUAAAAAAAAAGUUUUCUUAUUUUUAAAGUAUUUGUUCAAUAACAAGAUUAUUUUCAUGUCAAUAUUAAUUCCAAUCGUAUAUUUACCUAUUCCAAUAUUAUAUCCCUCACAGUCAAUGAAAUGUGCAUAUGUUUCUAUAGUGACUGCAACUUAUUUGAUUACACAAGCAUUGCCAUUAGCUGUCGCCUCUCUUGUUCCACUUGUACUAUUUCCAAUCUUUAGCAUAAUGAGCCUUAAAGAUGUUUCUAGUCAUUACUUGAAAGAUCCCAUAAUGUUAUUUUUUGCGUCGCUCGUAAUAGCCCAAGCUAUCGAGACGGUUAACCUUCAUAGACGUUUAGCGUUGAAUUUACUCUACUUGUCAGGUUCAAAACCAAUAUGGUUAUUGCUAGGCUUUCUUGGCACUACCUUUUUUAUUUCCAUGUGGAUAAAUAACACAGCCACGUCCGCCCUUAUGACUCCCAUAGCAUGCGGCGUAAUGGAAGAAUUCAAGAGAAUUCACGCUUUGAUCGUGAAAGGUGCUGACAAAGUAGCAUUUAAAGGCGACCACCGAAAUUCUCAGCAGGGCAUCAAAGGCAGGGACUCGAUAGAAAAAAAUAAUCAACAGCCCAUGGAAAAUAUUGCGGCCUCUUCUCCUCUUGUGACAAAAGGCGGGUUAGAGAAUCGAACACCUAAUAACGGUUCUAUAUCUCUCCAGCUCCUACGGCCAAGUCCAAUGCAUUAUCGUCAUCCUCGAGGGCUAGAAACGACCACCGAUUCACACUUAAAUAUUGAAACGCUCAAUCCAAAAGAAAAUUCCGAAGAUUCAAGCACACGAUUUUCCUUCCGUUACCAAAUGGACGAGAGUCUCGUGCCGAUUAAUAAAGCUAUAUUCAUAGCCGUCGCAUACGCCGCCAAUUUGGGGGGAACGGCCUCUUUGACAGGGACCGGGCCUAAUUUGAUAAUGACGGGACUUAUGACGCAACUUUUUGGCGAAAAGGCUCAAGUCAGCUUUGAUAAAUGGUUAUUAUAUUCUUUCCCGGGUGCCUUCAUAAUUUUGAUUCUAAUGUGGAUAUUCUUGGGGAUGUAUUUUUUUGGAAUCAGGCAGACCUAUAGAGAGAUCUGCACCAACAAGAAGAACCAAGAUGCGUUUGAUGCUAGGCCCUACAUCAAAGUUCAGCUAAACAAUUUGGGGCGUAUGAAGGACCAGGAAAUUGCAGUUGCUUCGACGUUUGUACUUCUUAUAUUCAUAUGGGUCCUCAAAAAACCGAGAUUCAUACCAGGAUGGCAAAGCUUCUUCAAAGACGAUUACGUGAAUGACACAACUCCAGCUUUAAUACUCGCUAUAUUGUAUUUCAUCAUGCCUACCGAUUUUUCCACUCUAAAAUUGAAUCUAAACAGAGACGAAGAAAAAGAACCAAAUUAUAUCCCUUACAAACCGAUACUCACGUGGGAAAGAGUUCAAGUGAGGUUGUUGUGGGACAUCAUAUUUUUGUUUGGUGGUGGGAUGGCCAUAGCAGCGGGAUUCAAAGCUUCGGGACUGUCUCAAACCUUAGUGGAUUCCUUUGGCGUAUUCAAAAACUAUAAUCCCAUAUUGAUAGUCCUAAUCUUCAUUAUUUUUACCUCGUUUAUAACCGAACUUCUUAGCAAUAUUUCAACGGCUUCCAUAUUGGUUCCCCUUAUGUCGGAAAUGGCCGUUAGCCUCAAAGUUCAUCCACAUUAUUUUGUAUUUCCUGUCACUUUGGCAUCCUCCUAUUCGUUUAUGCUUCCAAUUGCGACCGGGCCUAACGCCAUUGUUUUCACGGCCGGAAAUUUGUCAUUUUGGGAUAUGUUAAAGCCCGGAUUCGUAGUGAAUUUUAUUGGGAUUCUAGUUAGCUUCUGUUCUAUCAAUUCCUACGCCAAAUUAGUUCUCGGAACAGACAAAUAUCCAGAUUGGGCUAUCAGAAGUGUUUCCAACAAGACAAUCAUUCAAUAAACCAUCGAAUUUUAUAAAAAAUAAUUUCUCUUAAAUAUAACAAAAUUAGAACUAAAGUAUUAGUAUAUAUGUCGUAUAGAGAUAUGGAAUCCUUGAGGAUUUAGAAUUUCUCCAUUAUUGAUUGCGAUUUUGUAAAUUUUGAAAGAUCUAAUUUGAUCCGAAAUAUAUUCCGGCAUGUUUAAAGUACUUAGCAACCCUGUGUAUUUCAAACAAUUUUGGCGUGAAAAAUUAAUAUUGAUUAGGAAAUGGUUUCCAAACUCAUGCUGAUAUUUCCGGUCAAAUCGCGUUUUUCAAAUUUUAAAAAUGACCUACAAAAAAUGAUCUCAAAUUGAGAGAUUCAGGAUCUUCUCAAUACGACAUAUAUAAUUAAAAUAGCCAGUAUUAAAUAUUUAAUUCACUAAUGCAUAAAUUUUUUAAUUAAUGCCACAAGGACAAUUAGUCACAUUUUAAAAAAAAAUGCAAUUUACUUUUUAAAUGAUAUUUUAAAUUAUUAUAAUAAAUAUUAUAUCGCCAGUUUUUUGUUUUAUUAUAUAGGAAAUCGAUUGCAAAUUUUUUAAAAUUAUAUAUAAAAUUUAUUUGUUGAAAAUUAAAAUAAGUUAUAAAAUGACAUUGCGAUGCAUUCACGUGACUUACUCUAGCCAAUGAAAUUAUUUAAACACCUGUUAUUGUACAAUAGGGUGAUACGAUAAUUUUAUAUUAUUCUUAAAUAUUUAAAACGUUAAUUAAUGUCAAGAAAUAAAUAAACGAAUUUUUUUUUGAUAAACCUUAAA